CGGCAGCCUCCUGCUCAUGGCGCUGCUGCCCAUCUUCUUCGGCGCCCUGCGCUCAGUGCGCUGCGCCCGCGGCAAGAGCUCUUCGGACAUGCCAGAAACCAUCACCAGCCGAGACGCCGCCCGUUUCCCCAUCAUCGCCAGCUGCACUCUCUUGGGACUCUACCUCUUUUUCAAAAUAUUCUCCCAGGAGUACAUCAACCUCUUGCUGUCCAUGUAUUUCUUCGUGCUGGGGAUCCUGGCCCUGUCCCACACCAUCAGCCCCUUCAUGAAUAAGUUUUUUCCAGCCAACUUCCCAAAUCGCCAGUAUCAGCUGCUCUUCACACAGGGCUCUGGGGAAAACAAGGAAGAGAUCAUCAACUAUGAGUUUGACACUAAGGACCUGGUGUGCCUGGGCCUAAGCAGCGUCGUUGGUGUCUGGUACCUGCUGAGGAAGCACUGGAUUGCCAACAACCUGUUUGGCCUGGCCUUCUCCCUUAAUGGGGUAGAGCUCCUGCACCUGAACAACGUGAGCACUGGCUGCAUCCUGCUUGGCGGACUCUUCAUCUAUGACAUCUUCUGGGUAUUCGGCACCAACGUGAUGGUGACUGUGGCCAAGUCUUUUGAGGCACCAAUUAAAUUGGUGUUCCCCCAGGAUCUGCUGGAGAAGGGCCUUGAAGCGGACAACUUUGCCAUGCUGGGACUUGGAGACAUCGUCAUUCCAGGGAUCUUCAUUGCCUUGCUGCUUCGUUUUGACAUCAGCUUGAAGAAGAACACCCACACCUACUUCUACACCAGCUUCGCUGCCUACAUCUUCGGCCUGGGCCUCACCAUCUUCAUCAUGCACAUCUUCAAGCAUGCCCAGCCGGCUCUCCUGUACCUGGUCCCUGCCUGCAUCGGAUUUCCUGUCCUGGUGGCCCUGGUCAAGGGCGAAGUGGCGGAGAUGUUCAGUUAUGAGGAGUCAAACCCUAAAGAUCCAGCAACUGGGACUGAAUCCAAAGAGGAGACAACAGAGGUGUCAGCAUCGAAGAGACUAGAGAAGAAGGAGAAAUGAAUCCUCGCUACCUGACCCUUGAGGGCCAGAUCAGACAGGCGGAGGAUUACCUGUAGGUGACACAGACAGAAGACACCUACAGGAGGCGAAGGUGGCUCCAGGAUGGGGAGCGGGCUUCUGCUGCCUGUUUCCCUCUCUCCCUUCUCUGGCUUCCUCUGUUGCUCCUCCUCCCCUGCAGGCAAAGGAAACCCUCUGCUUCUUCUUUCCCCAGGAGCCAGGUGGGAACCGAAUGUGGUUUUUAGAUUUUUGUAUUGUGGACUGACUUUGCUCACAUUAAAAACUCAUCCCAUGGCUGGCGGGCCACUGUUCUCCUG
Molecule: messenger RNA, 1344 nt
Organism: Cricetulus griseus (Chinese hamster)
Lineage: Eukaryota; Metazoa; Chordata; Mammalia; Rodentia; Cricetidae
Source: RefSeq, a predicted model, not a curated record